Aspergillus saccharolyticus JOP 1030-1 is the source of this 1020-nucleotide messenger RNA. RefSeq names its product CorA family magnesium transporter. The record is from RefSeq and is a predicted model, not a curated record. Bases 1 to 1020 code for a protein of 339 amino acids. Gene Ontology annotation, biological process: mitochondrial magnesium ion transmembrane transport. The transcript has a single exon. Gene Ontology annotation, molecular function: magnesium ion transmembrane transporter activity. NCBI's taxonomy places the organism in Eukaryota, Fungi, Ascomycota, Eurotiomycetes, Eurotiales, Aspergillaceae. Gene Ontology annotation, cellular component: mitochondrial inner membrane.
AUGCAGUACACCCAGUUUCAGAAUCAUGGCACAGCAUUCCCGGUCGGUCAUAUAACUAAACUCGCCGUCGCGGAUCGGUACGGCUUGAGCACUCGAGACCUGCGUGUUUUCGACCAGCCAUCGAGCGGAGUGCCGUAUAUCCUCGUUCGAGAAUCGACUCUGCUUCUUCACAUAUUAGACCUGCGCGUGCUUGUGCAGCACGACCAUGCGCGACUCUUCCAUGUCGCCCACGUGCCGCCAAGUCUCGACCACACCCAGGGCAGCGACGAGAAUCGCGUGUCGCGCGUGUUUAGCCACAUUAUGCAGGAAAAGCUACGAGACGGUCAACAGCCAGGCAAGGCAGAACGGCAGCCUUUCGAGCUUUGCGUGUUGGAGGCAGCUCUGUCGGCCGUCACCUCGGUCUUAGAAGCAGAGUGUUCGCUGGCCGAGCAAGAAGUCUCCCAGACUCUCCAGAUUACUGAUGCGAGCACACCGAAUGGAGAUGAACCUGUCACGCAUUUGCGUCUCCGCACGAUCCUGGAACUGAAGCGGAAGCUCGUCGGGAUUGAACAACGGGCACUCCAGGUGCGCAACAUGGCGCAGGAGGUACUCAAUGAAGAUCAAGACAUGGCCAACAUGCAUUUGACCGAUAAGCAGGCGGGGAAGCCGCACAUGGUGCAGGAUCACCAGGGUGUCGAAUAUCUUUUCGAGGCAUACUUCAAGGCUAGUGACACCAUCGGACAGGAUGCGGCGAGCUUGAUGAGCCAUCUCCAACGCACCGAAGACACAAUCCGGUACACGUUGAAUGUGCGACGGAAUCAGAUCAUGAUGUUGGAAGUUCGACUCGAGAUACUGAUGUUGGCGUUAGCGGGGGCCACUCUCAUCGCGGGCUGGUAUGGCAUGAACUUGGUAAACUACUUCGAGGACAGCCCACAUGCGUUUGCAGUCGUGGUUCUCUUAUCUUGUGCAGCCGUGCUCGGAUCAUCCUGGUACGGAAUGCAUAGGUUGCGGCGGAUCCGCACGGCACAAUUGCAUGUCUGA